CAAAGACGUCCCCAAGCGCCGAAAAGCAGUCUUCACGGAUCUGGCUCGCCGUAGUCCUAGAAUCGCAGGUCCUGCAAGUAAACCAGGGGGAAUCGCUGUCGGCUCGUCAAUCAAUCUCCAAUUCAGCCAAUCCGCGUCGCGCAUGCCGGAACGCACAACUGAGAGACACCAAGCAGCCGAGCCUCCAUUUCUUGUACGUCUAUCACGUAUUCCGCGUGUAUUCUUGGGGAGGACAUCGAGUACAUAUCAAAGAUGCUUGCCGCGGUUUCCUGUAGCUCCUUGCACCCCUCAUCGCUCUUCGCAUGCCUUCUAAGUUUCUGGACCAUCUUUUUUUCCUUCGUAUUUUUCCUCAAAUCGCUCGUCCUAGUCUGCCUCAUGCUCUCAUGCUAGUCAGCUCGAUGUCUCUCGUUGCUGGUAGGGUGCUCAUCUGGUCUGCUUGAGUGACCAAGUGCGCGUGCGCUUUUGUCUUGCGACCCGAUCAGCCCAUUUUCUCAUUUCUUUGGCAGAGCUGCCGUCAUAUUCUUAUUUCAUAAGCGUAACGUUUGCCAACCAUGCGGCUAUGCAGAGCAUCUUUCGCCAUGGCUGCAGUGCUGCAGUGUCUGACAUCUUGUCUGACUUGCUUGAAGGGAGUCAAGGCAACGCCAAUCAAACGUGCUCCCCCUUCCGUUGUGCAGCAGUCAAACGCUCCACCAGGUGUGCCUGAGUACGUGAUAAAAUAUGCACCUUUAGUGUAUAUGGAUCCAACUGAGAAAUACAUGCCGGCGGACCUUGCCACCCAUCUCGCCCACUGCACUCCAAUGGGAAACAACCGUGCUGCGUUGGCAAAUCUGCCUUCGCCACUAACCCUCGACAAUCUUGACUUGCUGAACGCAUUCAGUUCGGACAAGGGUAAAAGCGUGUAUCUGACGUCAAAUGACGACUUUACAAAAAACCCGCCGUGGAUAUUGGGCACAACACCCGAUGCAAAUGGCAAGACUGAGAACGCAAUCAGCUCGGUCGUAAUUGUUGCGGAUAAGGGCAACGGCCUGGUCGACGCGUUCUACUUCUAUUUCAACUCGUUUGACGAUGGCGGAAUUGUUCUGGAUCAGAACCUUGGCAACCACGUCGGAGACUGGGAGCAUAACAUGGUUCGAUUCCAGAACGGAGUGCCACAGGCUAUCUGGUUCAGUCAACAUUCAGGAGGGCAGUCCUUCACGUACAAGGCAGUCCAGAAGGACGCUGCGGGACUGAGGCCUAUCGACUUCUCCGCGAAUGGUUCUCACGCUAACUACGGCCUUGCUGGCGAUCACGAUCACACAAUUGCCACCAUCAUCCCCGGCUUGAACCUGCCUGGCGACGGCCUGAUCACCGAUCACACAGGGUACGGCGCAUUGUGGGACCCGAUCAAGUCUGCGUACUGGUAUUCCUAUACUGGGCCGACCGGCAGCACAAAGGACAGCUCCCCAACGCGAUUCGAUUCCCAAGUUGGAACUUUCACCGCUUACGACAAUGCAACGAGUCCUGUCGGUUGGCUGUAUUUUCAAGGACGCUGGGGCGAUCAGCAGCUACCCGACAGCGAUCCGAGGCAGAAGUCGUUCUUCGGACAGUACAAAUACACGACCGGACCAAAUGGACCGGCCUACAAGAAUCUUGUCAGGAAGAACGUCUGGCCCGGAGGAACAGGCGUAUUGUCGCCUGUGCUUGUUCCGUGAUGGACUCCCAACGUGUAAAACGAGAAGAGUGUAAUGUCUGAUGAAGGUAGUCUCGUAAAUAAUAAUGCCCAUAAUUGUCUGAUGAACCGUUAUCCCUGGCUACGGAAUUUGCCGCUAGCUGAGUGAGUUUUCCUCAACAGGUUUACGUCGAAUCAGGUGCAUGGUAAGGGCCAAGCGACGGAGGCCGGGUAACCGCUAUAUUGGAUAUGAUGCUGCCUCAAUUAUAU
Messenger RNA from Verruconis gallopava, 1918 nucleotides. RefSeq lists its product as uncharacterized. Bases 552 to 1691 code for a protein of 379 amino acids. The transcript has 3 exons. The record is from RefSeq and is a predicted model, not a curated record. Lineage: Eukaryota; Fungi; Ascomycota; Dothideomycetes; Venturiales; Sympoventuriaceae.